AUGUUCCUCAACACAGUCCUUGUAGUCCUGACAGACCUGGCAGCCAGGUUUAUGGGUACCACCUUGUUCCGGCGGCACUUCCACCUGUUGUUGUCAGCACUGGUGAUGUUCGGUCCCAUGCUGAGUCUUUGGGUGUCUCACCACAGCAUCUUUGCCAAGAAGAAUCACUUCCUCUACAGGAUGUUCUUGCACUCUGGUUGGGGUUGGACCUGCAUCUUUGUUGGCUCUUUUGUUUUCCUCCUCUCCUUUUCCAUCCGUCGUUCCCUGUCUCUCUCCAUCCGCCACCUCUCAAGGCUUGCGGUGGCCGGUGGACUAUGGCUUGGUUUUUGCAAACUCUUGGACCUCCUGGAGAAUGCCACAGGAAGCUGCUAUGAACCUUUGGAAGCUGGAACAGUGGUCACAAAUGGCCAGACUCUGCUGGUGCUGCGAGAGGGGGAGAGCAAGUCUGAGUGCCUGAAAGCUGGAAUGCUGUGGAGGGGAUAUGAGGUUUCUGAAGACAUUUUCCUUCUCUGCCUUUGCUGCCUGCUGCUGGUAGAGGAAACAGCUGUGUUUGGACCUUAUUUGAGCCUUGGGGGAAUCUCAGAUGCCCCACUGAGAAUCCUCUUUCUGUUCUGUGUUCUCCUGCUCUGGCUCUGGAUCUUCUUGUUGCUCUGUCUCUUAGCUUACUUUCCUCAGUUCCCCACCCAGCUGCUGGGGGGUGCUCUUGGCUGUCUCAGCUGGAGAGGACUAUAUCAGGGCUGGUACCGCCUGGGGCCCAGCUGGUACUGCCCCGGGAGGCCUGGUUUGGGACUACUUAACAUAAAGGCUGUCAGUAAUGACGUGGAGGAUGCAGAACUGAAACAACCGAAUCACGAUCACUGCAAUUAA
Pelmatolapia mariae (spotted tilapia) is the source of this 867-nucleotide messenger RNA. RefSeq names its product fat storage inducing transmembrane protein 1, like (gene fitm1l). The transcript is spliced from 2 exons. NCBI's taxonomy places the organism in Eukaryota, Metazoa, Chordata, Actinopteri, Cichliformes, Cichlidae. Gene Ontology annotation, biological process: phospholipid biosynthetic process; lipid droplet organization; lipid storage. Bases 1 to 867 code for a protein of 288 amino acids. Gene Ontology annotation, molecular function: coenzyme A diphosphatase activity. Gene Ontology annotation, cellular component: endoplasmic reticulum membrane. The record is from RefSeq and is a predicted model, not a curated record.